Molecule: messenger RNA, 3345 nt
Organism: Notechis scutatus (mainland tiger snake)
Lineage: Eukaryota; Metazoa; Chordata; Lepidosauria; Squamata; Elapidae
Source: RefSeq, a predicted model, not a curated record
AUGGCGUUGCCGGGCUGGGCGCUGCUGCUGCUGCUGCUACUGACCUUGACCGCGGUGGAAGCAAGCAAAGAUCUCCGUGGCAGCUGCGGAGACUGGAUGGAAGAGCUUCCAUGUGGAAAGGCAGUAUACCUUUGGCUGUUCAUCGUCCUUCCAAAUGGUGUCCUUCAGAUCACAGAUGUCCAGGAAGGAGAUGCUGGGGUCUACCAUUGUGUGGCAACCAAUGUAGCAGGAAGACGCUACAGCCUGGAUGCUCCCCUCACUCUCUUAAAAGGUCACCAACAACCAAUGAUGAGUGAUGUGGUCAUUAUCACUGCACCAGAGAAUGCCACAGUGGUGAUUGGAGACACUGUUGUGAUGGAGUGUGUCGCAUCGGCAAAUCCCACACCUUUCAUCUCUUGGAUACGGGAAGAUGGGAAUCCGAUUUCUACAGAUGUGAUUGUGUUAGGACGGACCAACCUUGUGAUCCUUUCUGUUCAGCUUCAUCAUGCAGGAGUCUACGUAUGUCGGGCCAACAAACCCCAAACCAGGCACUUUGUAACAGCUGCAGCUGAGCUUCGAGUCCUUGCUCCUCCUACAAUCUCCCAGGCACCUGAAACCAUUUCUCGCACCAGGGCCAGCACCGCUAGGUUUGUCUGCAAAGCAGAAGGAGAGCCGUUGCCCACCCUACACUGGACGAGGAACGGAAAGCGGCUCCUGUCUAAAGGACGGGUUAAAAUCCAGGGCAGCGGUACCCUCGUGAUCAACCAGAUCGGCUUGCACGACGCUGGCUAUUACCAGUGCGUGGCUGAAAAUCACCUCGGCAUGGCCUGUGCUACGGCCAGGCUAGAGGUGAUCGUGCGGGAAGGCCUUCCCAGCGCUCCGAAGAGGGUAACGGCAAGUUCUCUCUCCAGCACCACGGUCUUGGUAUCCUGGGAACGGCCGGAGUUCAACAGUGAGCAGAUUAUUGGAUUCUCUCUUCAUUACCAAAAAGCCUUGGGUGCUGAUAACAUGGAAUACCAGUUUGCAGUGAAUAACGACACCACUGAGUUUUCGGUGAAAGACUUGGAACCCAACACCAACUAUAUCUUCUACGUGGUAGCCUAUUCCCAGCUUGGAGCUAGCCGGACCUCCUCAUCCAUAAAUGUUCAGACCCUGGAAGAUGUUCCUGGUGGAGCCCCUCAGAUUUCCCUGUCCAGUACAACUCCGACUGACAUCAAGGCAACAUGGCUGCCUCUCCCUUCAGAACUGAGCAAUGGAAAGAUCAUCAAGUACAAAAUUGAGUAUGCUUCUCUCAAGGAAGACCUGAUUUCAUCAACGGAGCUCAGUGGAAAUGAAACCCAGCUGGUGCUUUACGGAUUACAGCCAAACAAAAUCUACAAAGUUCGGAUCGCGGCAAGCACCAGUGUGGGCUAUGGAGCUCCAUCCGAAUGGACUCAGCACCGCACUCCAGAUCGGGACAACCAAACCCAUGUUCCCUUUGCCCCAGCUGAGUUAAUGGUCCAAUCCAAAAUGGACUCGCUGUUGAUCAGCUGGCAGCCUCCCCCCAACCACGGACAGAUUUCAGGCUACAAGCUGUAUUACCGAGAAAUACUCACAGAGGAGUCAAGCAUGGUGAUCCCUUCGGAAGGCCCAGGGAACCGACUUUGGGAUGUCAGACCCAUAAAACUGAAGAAGAAGGUGAAGCAACACGAACUGAGGCAAUUAGUUCCCGGACAGCUUUAUGAAAUCAGGCUGGUGGCAUUCAACAAGCAUGAAGAAGGCUAUGCGGCCGUGUGGAAAGGCAGGACAGAGCGAGCACCUGUCACCGCAGCUGAUCUUCCAGUUCAUAAAGGUCCCCCACCACCUCCUGGGCAUCUCCAUGUCUAUUCCAAUAGUUCCACAACGAUUUCACUGCGGUGGAAGAAGCCCAACUUCACCACCGUGAAGAUCGUCAACUACACAGUCCGGUUCAGCCCUUGGGGGUUAAAGAAUGCCUCGCUUGUGAUGUAUUACACAAGCUCUAAAGAGGACAUUCUUAUCAGCGGCCUGAAACCAUUCACAAGAUACGAGUUUGCAGUACAGUCCAACGGUGUUGGAAUGGACAGUCCGUUUGGAAACGUGGUGGAGUGUUCCACCCUCCCAGACAGGCCCUUCACUCCCCCUUCUGACCUGCGGUUACACCCCAUCAACCCAUAUGCGGUCCAGCUUCACUGGUGUCCCCCUUUGGAACCGAAUGGCAUCAUUGUGGAAUACACCAUCCUCUACAAUGCCAACUGCACCCAGCCGGAUGAGAUGUGGACUCUGUUGACCAAAGAGGGCAGUAUCUUCAGCGCUGAAGUUGAUGGGUUGCAGAGCGACACCAGAUAUUUCUUCAAGGUGGGAGCCAAGACGGUUGUAGGAUCAGGACCAUAUUCUAGCGUCAAAGAUGUGCAGACCUUGCCAGAGGGAUUCACAGAUAUCUUAGUUCAUUCUAUCACCGGAGUCACGGUAGCCAUUUGCCUGCUCUGCAUCGUCUUCUGUGCCUGUGCCAGCUUUCGCAACAAUUACCUGAAGAAAUCUAUGCCUGGUUUGGAUUCCCAAGCUUCAGGAAGCCAUGUGUACCACCACCGGAGCCGACAGGCAGCGCCCCUCUCGGUGAUCCCUUCAACUUCCCACGAAAUGGAGUCCCUCAUGGCUCCCCUUUCUGACGGCGCUCCUUCACCUCCAAGCGAUUGUGCAGAGCUGACUGAAGCUCAUGGUCUCAUCCAUGGUCAUCCUCUGGAGGACAAUGUGGGCCACCUCCCAAUAAAGCCUCCGUGGGAGAAAUCUCUCAACAGCUGGACAAACAGCAUUGCUGGCUACGGAGUCCCCAUUCCAAAAGAGCCCACCAUGACUUUGAAUGGAUCACUGAAGAUGGCUUCCAAUGGAGGACAGAAGCUCUUGUUGCAAGCUCUGGUUUACGAGGUUGUCACGAAUGAAGCGAAAAAGGAGCACCCACCCAGUAGCCUCAAUCAACUGGAAGCGGAGGUCAUUGUCCAUUCGGAUUUCUUGGCCUCCAGCCGAGAUUGUGGCUCCCAACUCCACAUGCUGGACCUGGAAAGGACCCCCUGUAAGGAUUGUGAACCAGAAACAUUCCCCAUGGAAGACCUACCGAAACAGGUGUCUUACCGUUCCUCUCAGCAAGAUCUCAGUGUUAUAUCCCAAGACCAAGACCUCAAGGGUGAGCCUGAAGAACCCGAUACAUUGCUGAAGAUCAAGAAAGAGGCUCCCCGGAGAGCUUCCAAAUUACAUGGAGCAGAUCCCAACCACAAGGCUUUCUACAUGGUGGCCUCUCUAAUAGAAUUGACUCGCCUUCCGGGUUUGAAAAUGCAGCAUGCGUCCACCAUCUUUGAUGAGAGCUUUGAUUAA